UUCAUUCUCUAUCGCAUAGUGUGGAACAAAUUCUUCUGCAAAACCAAUUGCCAAAAUCAUCUAUCCAUCCGCCGGUGUUAAACCCUACAAUUUUGAUCCUAUAAACUCUCCGUUUGUUCUUCAGUACUGCUGCAAUGGAGAAAGUUGAAAGAUCAUUACAAGAUCAGUCCGGUGGCAACGAUGACUCUAGGAAAAAUAAGAAGAUAUCUAUGGUCGCUUCUUCAAAAAUUGGAGCUGCAAGAUGCAGUAACAAGGACAAACUAGUAGGUCUUGAACACCGAUUAGAUAAACCUCUGCAGCAGAGUAAUAGGACACAAGUGAGCAAACUUCAUCAGGUACCUGCCAUGAAAGCGAAAUUUCAGAAAACUGCAGUUGCAGGGCCAGACGUGAAGAGUUCUUCAGUUCAUAAUUUAAAGAGUAAAAAUCCGAUAACCCACGGUACGGGCCCAGGCGUGAAGAGUUCUUCAGUUCAUAAUUCAAGGAGUAAAAAUCCAGUAACUGAAGGUGCAGGCCCUGGCGCUAACAAUUUAAGGAGUAAAACUCCAAUAACUGAAGGUGUGGGCCUUGGCGCGAAGAAUUUAAGGAGUAAAACUCCGAUAACGGAAGGUGCAGGCCCAGGCGCGAAGAGUUCUUCAGUUUUUAAUUCAAGGAGUAAAAAGCCAAUAGCUAAAAGUGCGGGCCCAGGUGUGAAGAAUGCUCCAGUUUAUAAUUUAAGGAGUAAAAAUCCGAUAACCGAAGGUGCUACAAGAUCUAAUCUGAGGAGUAACGUUCAGAAAACCGAUGCUCAGAGUGCCUCUAUAAAUAUUCAAAAAAGGAAAAUCCCAAGAAAAGAUAGUUCUAAAGAUUCUUCAGUAGCUAUGCAGAAGACAAAAAUUUCGAAAAAUUCUACAAAACCUAUUAAAAAGAUUGAAACCCCAAAACCGUUAACUGCAUCACCGGCUGAACUAGACAGGAAGAAUCAUCCUUUGAUUAGUCAACACGAACUGUUCUUACGUGAACCAGUUUAUCAUGUCAGAUGGGAAGGUGAAGAUGUGGAGAAUGGGCCAUUAGGGCACAACUGCGUAUUAUGCGAUAAGGAUCUUUCACGUGCACCAGAAGAUGAUGAUGAUGAUGAUGAUGAUGAUUCUGAAUAUAACGAUGAUACACAAUAUGAUGUUGAUGAUGAGUAUUAUGAUGAAUAUGAUCUCAAUCCUCCUCUUCUUCCUGCUGUUGAUAUUCUUUCGUGUGGCCAUGCAUACCAUACCGAGUGCUUGCAAGAAGUUACGCCUACAGAACAAUCGAGUGAUCCCCAAUGCAUUUUGUGUUAUAGUCUUGAAGAAUAAUUUUUUGAAACCAUUUUUUAGUACAUGAUGAAAAUUGCUAAUCAGGUGAUAGAGGGUAUAGAAAUUACAGCGGUGAGCUUCUUGUUGAUGUGAUUAAAACAGAACUGGUAAAGUUUCUUGUGCAGUAGAUUCAUUUUUUUGCUUCAUCUUUUAAUAUUGUUAUGGAUGAAGGGUUAGCAAAACUCUAGUAUUGAUUACAGCCGUUAAAAGUUAAUAUUG
Messenger RNA from Helianthus annuus (common sunflower), 1541 nucleotides. RefSeq lists its product as uncharacterized. The record is from RefSeq and is a predicted model, not a curated record. NCBI's taxonomy places the organism in Eukaryota, Viridiplantae, Streptophyta, Magnoliopsida, Asterales, Asteraceae. Bases 135 to 1322 code for a protein of 395 amino acids. The transcript has 4 exons.